AUGCCCAACCCGCGCACCGGUCUGCGGGUGUCCGCGCUGACCGCGGCCGCUGUCCUGCUCGCGCUGCUUGUCAGCACCCCGCUGAUCGCUGCGGGGCACCGCUGUAUCUUCGACAAGCUGCAGCGCCUGCAGCUGGCGACUGGCACCAGUGCCGUCCCCGAGGUGAGGGACCGCGGGGCGCCGCAGCGGCAGGGUGCGGAGCAGCAUGGCAGCUUCACAGCCCCUGACGCGUGGGAGCCGAUCCGCAUCUCGGUGUUCACCGAGGACCUUGAUGACAACUCUCGCUACUGCACACAGCCCGGGGAGAUGAAGCCUGAUUUCAAAGGUUCCAUGAUGAAAUGCAAUUCAAAAAAUAUUCUUACUGAUGAAAAGAAGCAACUGCUGCGUAAACAAAUAAUCCCCGACGCGAUACAGAUGCACAAGGACCGCCUGCUGGUGCAACCGCUCAGAGAUAAUAUCCGUGUUGAACACUUCACUGGAGAUGUUUGCUCUCACUUUACGAUUCCCCAGUCCCACCAUGACACUGGUGUACCGGAUACCGAUUUCCUGCUGUAUGUAGCGGCGGGACCAACUGUACCUCGUUUUGUUGCGUGGGCAAUCACGUGCCAAUAUGACCCCAGCGGCCGCCCCUUGGUGGGUGUUGCCAAUAUUGGGUUUACAGACACUAUGGAUAUUAUUCAUUCCACACGUACUCUAUCACACGAGUUACUGCAUGCGUUGGGUUUUGAUUAUCAAUUAUUUGAAAAUCGAAAUAUGAUUAACACUGUGUCUGUUCGUAAUAAACCAGCAAGUUAUGUUCUGAAGUCGCCCAAAGUGGUGGAAGUCGCGAGGGCUCAUUACGGGUGCAGUACCAUGCAGUACGUGGAGUUGGAUGACUUGGGUAGCACAGGGGCUGCGAGCUCACACUGGAAGAUGCGCAACGCAAAGGAUGACUUGAUGGCUUUUAUUGAUUCUGCAGGUUUCUACACUGCCAUCACCAUUGCGGCGAUGGAGGACACGGGCUACUACAAAGGCAACUACCGCAAUGCUGAAAGCAUGGCAUGGGGUAAGAAUGCCGGUUGUGUGCUCUUUGAUAAGAAGUGCGUUAUUGACGGUGUGUCGCAGGUGCCGGAGAUGUUCUGUGAAGGUAAAAUUGCUUCAAUCAGUGAGUACAGGUGCACCUCAGAUAGAAUGGGAAUCGGUGACUGUUUAAUGACAUAUUAUACCAACCUUCCAUUAUAUUUCCAGUACUUCCCCGAUCCAACAAUCGGUGGUACUGAAGACUGGAUGGAUUACUGCCCGUUUAUAAAAGCAUAUUCAGACACCAUGUGUUUUAAUGGGGAUGCAAGAAUGCUGCCCGGUUCUGUGUUUUCAGAAUCUGCGCGAUGUUUUUCAGCUGUCCCGAGGACUCCCAUCAGGAUAAGCAAUCGCCAAAAUAUGCUUUCUAUUUGCGCAGACGUGCAGUGUGACAAGGACACCUCGAGGUACCGUGUGCGCGUGAAGGGUACCAGUGAUUUCGUGGACUGCCCACCCGGAAGUACCCUUGUGCUUUCGGACUACAGUACAGAGUUUAAAUCCGGCGCAAUAGAGUGUGCACCAUACGAGGAGAUGUGCCCCGAAAGCCAUUACACUGACGUAAAUAAUCACGAAAGCAGUGAAGAAAACGCCUACCAACACAAUCACGUAAGCACUAAUGAAGAUGAAGCCGUUACCAAUGACCAAGAGAAAGCCGAAAGCACUGACGUAAACAAUCACGAAAGCACUAAUGAAGACGAAGCCGUUACCAAUGACCAAGAGAAAGCCGAAAGCACUGACGUAAACAAUCACGAAAGCAGUGAAGAAAACGCCUACCAACACAAUCACGUAAGCACUAAUGAAGACGAAGCCGUUACUAAUGACCAAGAGAAAGCCGAAAGUAACAAAAAAAAUAAUAAUAUGAACAACGAGAUAAAUAACAACGAAAGCAGUAGCGGUACAUCCGGUACGACUAACAUCGCAUAUCACUUAACUUACACAAUUGUAGCAUCUCUGGAUGUUAUGAUUGUCCUUCUAAUAUAUAAGUGGCGGUAA
Phytomonas sp. Hart1 is the source of this 2049-nucleotide messenger RNA. Lineage: Eukaryota; Euglenozoa; Kinetoplastea; Trypanosomatida; Trypanosomatidae. The record is from the annotation of a GenBank genome assembly.